Messenger RNA from Bursaphelenchus okinawaensis, 4260 nucleotides. NCBI's taxonomy places the organism in Eukaryota, Metazoa, Nematoda, Chromadorea, Rhabditida, Aphelenchoididae. The record is from the annotation of a GenBank genome assembly.
AUGUCGAGGAAAUUAGGAGCUGAUAGCCGUGAAGUUAAAAGUAAGAUUUUUUAAACUAAUUUUAUGUUAUCUUACUUUUAGUUAGAAAAACUGUUUUUUUCUUGAAAAGUAAAGCUUCAAUACACAAACUUAUGUAAAGUAUAACGUUGAAUAGUUGUAUUUCAUUUAAAAAGCUCAGAUUUACGUCAAAAGCUAAAACAAUAUAAGGAAAAUGGCAAUGUUGGUGGUCAGGUGGAGAUGCUGGCUCAACUCGGUGAUGAAUAUCGACAAUUGAGGCAGAAUGAAGAAGCUCUGGAGUUUUACACUGAGGCUGUUAAACUGGCUCAAAGGAUAACCAAAUAUGAAGAUCUGGCACAUUGUCAUAGGAAUAUAGCUUCUAUUUUGAGCGAAGGUAGUAAUUUUUAUAAUUGUAUUUUUGGUUUUUAGGUAACAUAAAUACCUUUACGAUGUUAACUAACGUCUUUGUAGAUAACGCCGAUGCUGCUCGAAAGCAUAUUAAGCUUUUCUUAACCUACGCGAAGAAGUUGGGAGACCACAAUCUGAUUCAGUUGGCUCUGCAUGAGUAUGCUUUCAUUUAUCAAGGAUUCGCAUCUCAUGACAAAGAAUAUCUAUUGGAAGCGUUUGAGAAGGCGUUACAAUGUAAACAAUAUUUAACCAAACAUGCUAGGGACAUUGACAGUGAUAAAGAAGCGGUGAAAACGGCCGAAAACAGUAAAAGACGAAUGGCUGGUAUCAAUUCAUUACUGGCGGAGAUAUUUCAAUGUUUCGGAGAUUACUCAACCGCUUUGAAGUACAACAACAUGGCAGUCGAUUAUGCUCAGUGAGUGAAAUCUUUUAAUCUUUACAUCGGUUUUAUUGUAAUGAAUGCAUAAGUAGUUUAUAAAAUUUUAUGUUUACUUAAAACUUUUUUAAUAAAUUGUGUAUAAAAAAACCGAUAUUUUUAAACAUUUUUAUGAUUUAGGUCAGUGAAAGACUACGAAUUGUUGUACAGUUGUCUGUUGAUGAAGGUCGAGUUAACUAAAGGUGAAAAGAAAGUGGCAAUAGCUAAACAACGGAUGGAUAUUGCUCAUCAAUACCUGAAACACAAUUCUAACGAGUCGGAAUUGGAAUUUGCUAAACAAGCUUUGAACUUUUACCCAGAAGACUUUGAAGACCUUGCUCCUGCUUUGAAGUGUCUUUUGAAGCUACGGAAAAAUUCAAAGUAUUCAGCGAUGAGCAAGGCCUAUCUUGAGUUUAGUAGGUUUAUUUUGUUCAUUUGUAAUAAUCUUUUUAAACAUUGUUACCUAAAUUUUAUAAGUUAUUUAAAAGACAAAUUUACAAUUUUUUGACAAUAAGUUUAAUAUAAUAUUAAAUUUUGUAAUUUUAGUUUGGAAAUACGAGAAACGAACAGCAGAUUUGAAGAAGAACAUUGCCAACGGAGAAAAAUUUAAAAUUUGCGAAAGAAUUGCUGAUUCUGCUGUAGAGUUACGACUAUUCGAAGUUGCAUUGACCUACUACAAAAAUAUGUUGAAGUAUGUUAUACGGUUGGUACAUUAAACUUAAAAACGCUGGUAUAUUAUAUUACCGCUACAUAAUAUACCAGCGUAUAAUUUUAUUUUUUUUUGAUGAUUAAAGUUUAAAAAUAUAUUUUUAGGUAUGCAAGUAACUUUAAAAACCAAGAAAAGUCGUUAAUUUCUGUCGCUGAAACUCUGAAAGAUGUUGGUGAUUUCAAAACGGCUUCUGAAUACUACGAUAAAUGCCUUGGGCUGAUACGACGCAACUUUCAAAAUGAUAAGUUUAAGGUAAGAGUUAUGUUUAGCUUCUAAAACGUUGUGAAAAAAACGUAUUUUAAUUUUAUAUGUUUAUUUCAAUGUUUAAUGUGUUACCUAAAAAAAUUAAUUUCAAGGUUUUAAGUUUUGAAUCUUAUACCUGUUUCAGGUCUUAGAAACCGAAGUCAACUUAGCAGUAACACGAAGUAAAGACACUUCAUUACCUGCUGAUAUCCGCUUCAAAUACCUAAAAGAUCUACUUAACAAAGGGUUGAGGAAUCAACUUCAAUUAUCAGUGGUAGAAGCCAUAGUAAUGUUGAUACAUGUGAAUAGACAGCAAUAUAAUGCUAAUGAGAUAGAGAAGUGGACAAACGAAUGGAAAGAUAAAAGAAAGGAAUGUAUAGAUAGUCAAGAUGAUAGAAGUGAGGAUGAAGUAGAAGAUGGGGAAGAUGAGGAUGAGUACGAUAACAUAAGUGAAAAGGAAAUGAUAUACGAUUUAGAAGGUAAUAUAUGGUGUAUAGUCUUGUUUUAUGAUUUUCAGUGCUUGUUUAUAAUGGUUUUUGGAAAAACAAGAUUAUGUUAGGGUGAGGCAAUUCAUAUAUUUUUUGUGUAUAAAAUCUAUAUUUGCAUUAUUAUGUGCUUUAGCAAGAUAUACAACAUACGAACAGAAGAAUACAUUUGAAAAGAAGAAGAACUGUCGAAAUACGAAAGGAGAAACGUUGCUACACGAAGCAGCACGAGACGGUGAACUGGAAAAGGUCAAACAGCUUCUUCAAUGUGUGAGUUUACUGUAUUUUUUGUCACUAUUUUAUAAUGUAAGCGUAUAUAAAUUAAUUUAUUUUAUUUUGUUAUAAACUAUGUUGAUGAUAAGGUAACUAUAACACAUUUUAAUGUCUUCAUACAGUCUAAAGAAGACGUUCUGACUGUUUUCUAUUUUAGAAAUACGAUGUGAACGCGAAAGACUACGGUGGAUGGACGCCGUUGAGCGAGGCGGUAAAUCACGGCCAUCUCGAUAUUUCCAGGGUUCUAUUACAACAUGGGGCCGAGGUGGACUGUCAAUCGGGUCAGGCUCUGCUCAAUGAUGAUGGAACGGCGUGUGUAAGUUUACUAUGAUUUAUUAUGUUAUCAUCACUACAAACUGAACUGUUUGGUUUUGUGAUUCAUGAUUUACAGAACUGUGAUAGAUUACGGUAUAAAAUUUACAUUUUGAUACAGUAAGAAAUCUUCUUGGCUUACGUUAAGGUAAUGAAAUCAUUUUCAGGAUUCUGCUGGAGACACACCGUUAAUGGAAGCUUGUGCCAAUGGUCAUCUUGAUGUAGCUAGGCUACUAAUAGCCUUCAAAGCCAGUGUGUCCAGGACUAAUCAUAAUGGAUAUUCAGCUCUCUACUUUUUGAAAAGCUACAUUGAUAAUCAUGAAAUGGACAGUAAAAGAAAAGGUGAAUGCGAGAGACUGGUCAGAGAAAUUGAGGCUAAACAGAGAAAAGGUAACGUAUUGUAAUAUGAAGAUGUCUUGAUGUUGUUUUGAGGGAUUUAUAAUUGAAUUUAGUUAUGUUAAUCUUUGAUUAAAUUUUAUAAAAAAAUGAAAUCUUAUGAAGAAUAUGACUUUAGAAGGAUUUCAAGAAAAGGAGAACCUGAUCGAAGUUGUACCUCCAACACCAUCUACUUCAACUGCACCAUUUAGAGCUCACUCUCCAGUCCAAAUUGUGAAUGACAUGGCUCCAAAGAAGGGAACAAAGAAGCAAAGAAGACGUCAGAUAUCAGUCGAUGACACUUUUGAUGAAGAGAUGGAAUGUGACUUUGAACAACGAUUACAAAUGGAAGACCAAUCUUUUAUGGACACUGACAUAUACGUAGCCAACGACGAGGGACCUACUACAAUGUCACGUGGAGGUAAUAUUGAGGAUAGAAGAGGAACGGAAGGUUCAGUUUACUCAAGACAAUCAAAGACUGACAGUAGUCGAGCUUCACGGAAAAGAGCAGCCUCACCUAGUUCAACAUCAACAGGGUCGGCUAAACGAUCGGCUAUCAGGCUACAGAACGAAGUCAGGUCAAGGUCAGAUAGGUCGGAAAUUGGGGAUUCUGGUGGACAAAGGAAAAAGAAAAAACGGUGAGGCUAUUCAAUAUUAUAAUACAUAGGUAUAUGACAUAUGUUAUAACGUUAAUUUAGUUUUAUUUUGUUAUUAGUAACAUCUUUUAAUUUGAUUAAUAUUAUUCUUUAGGCAUGCGUUCAGCAAACGUUUGUUUAUCACGAUGAAUCCGUUAACGAAUCAACCGGUCACAAUACGAAGGUCCUUUGAAGGUAAGUUAGUCAUGAUUAAACUAUCAAAAAGCUUGCUUUAUUAUCUAUUUUUUAAAACGGCUUUUAAAACUUAUAUAUUGCCUGUAUAACCCUAUAGAGUUUAUACAUAUACCUACAAAACCUAUCUGAACCUUGACACUUUCAGACGACGGAGUGGACAUAGACGAGUACAUAAGCAAGGUGGACCAGAUCUUUACAAAUCGAAACGAAUAA